AUUUUGAAUGAUCAGACCGGAACUGUACACCGGCUAUUGACUGCUAGGGUCCAGGCUCUUUUCAGCUCAGAGAGAACCGCAGAGAAGAUGGCGGCGUUACGUGUCGUGGUGCUAUCGGGGUCUGGGAGAGCUCUCCUUAGCACGGCGAAAACUAUCAAGACCCCCACGGCCAACAUGUCCUUUGCCAGCUUGUCCCGAAGCAAGAAGGUCGCCCUGUCGACGCUAGGUGUGGUCACAGCUGGCGGAGCGGGACUCGCUCUGAUGCUGCAUCAGUCAGUCAAAGCCUCUGAGUUGGAGCUCCACCCUCCUCAGUACCCCUGGAGCCAUGCUGGACCGCUGUCCUCCCUGGACCACGCUAGCAUUCGCCGUGGUUACCAGGUGUACAAGCAGGUGUGUGCAGCCUGCCACAGUAUGGAUUACCUGGCCUUCAGAAACUUAGUGGGAGUGUCGCACACAGAGGAUGAGGUCAAGGCUCUGGCUGAGGAGUUUGAGAUAGUGGACGGUCCUGAUGACAAAGGUGAGAUGUUCACGCGGCCCGGAAAGCUGUCGGACUACUUCCCAAAGCCUUACCCCAACCCUGAGGCAGCCCGCUACGCCAACAACGGAGCCCUGCCCCCUGACCUCAGCUACAUCGUCAACGCCAGACACGGUGGAGAGGACUACGUAUUCAGCCUGCUGACAGGUUACUGUGAGCCUCCAGCAGGAGUGACCAUAAGAGAAGGACUCUACUACAACCCAUACUUCCCUGGACAGGCCAUCGGCAUGGCCCCGCCCAUCUACAACGAGAUUCUGGAGUUUGACGACGGAACCCCUGCCACCAUGAGUCAGGUUGCUAAGGAUGUGUGUACUUUCCUGAGGUGGGCGUCCGAGCCGGAGCACGACCAACGCAAACGCAUGGGACUGAAGCUCCUGAUAGGCGCAGCCAUCCUCAUACCUCUGACCUACUACAUGAAGAGACACAAGUGGUCUGCGCUGAAGAGCAGAAAGAUUGCCUACAGGCCCCCCAAGUAAACAGAAACAAGCAAACCCCCCCCGAGCUGGGCCUAAAAACGUGAAGGCUGCGUUCAAUGACUCCUCAAUGCUCACCUCAUUACUAUCAAAAAGAAUCACAGUAACUGACAAACACACACACAUGCCUUUCUAAGAGGGGGUAGAGAACAAAGUAUAUAAACUAUGUUUAUUCCUACAGAAAAUGCCUUUAUUUUUAGUUGGUGGCAUGCCAGAACCAGUUAUGUGACGGAUUUUCCUGUAUCUGGAAUAUCACGGAGCAAUAUUGUGUCAGAGAUUUAUGGAGUUCUUGAACGCACCCUCCACAAACCUUGUUUGAUCUGCAGCGAGUCACUGAAUGCAGUUCAGGUCAUCAUCUUUUAUCGGACUCCGUCACAACUGAUUAAUUAGUUGAUCGACUAUCCAUCUCUGUAAGAUACUCACUAAUGAUGGAAGUGCUGAGAAAUGGUUGCCCUCUGAGUUCAUAACAUGUUGGUUCUAUGUAAAUCCAUCCUCCCCGUCCUCUCCACAAAGCAACCUCUGAAGCCCUGUUUUACUGUACAAAAUAAAUUAUCAUAAAGUAAA
This is a messenger RNA of Mugil cephalus (flathead mullet), 1572 nucleotides long. It is a transcript of the gene cyc1, whose product is annotated as cytochrome c1, heme protein, mitochondrial. Lineage: Eukaryota; Metazoa; Chordata; Actinopteri; Mugiliformes; Mugilidae. Gene Ontology annotation, molecular function: heme binding; electron transfer activity. Gene Ontology annotation, biological process: mitochondrial electron transport, ubiquinol to cytochrome c. The transcript has 7 exons. The coding region runs from base 88 to 1011 and encodes 307 amino acids. The record is from RefSeq and is a predicted model, not a curated record.